This is a messenger RNA of Cuscuta campestris, 914 nucleotides long. Lineage: Eukaryota; Viridiplantae; Streptophyta; Magnoliopsida; Solanales; Convolvulaceae. The record is from the annotation of a GenBank genome assembly.
CACAAUUUAGUAAACCCACCACAUUGGGUCUUUUAUUUUUUAAAAGAGUAAUUCAUGAAUCACUGGUUUUAAUUGAGUUCGUUUCUUUGACCAUUGUUACGUCGGGAGGAAGAAAACGGACAUGGCGGCGAGGACGCCCCGCGUUGUCGAGAAGGUCGGUUAUAUCCAGAGAAUUGAAUUCAACAACGGCGGCAAGUUCAAUCCACUGAAUAAACAUAAUGCUUUGUGGUGGGCUAAAUGUUCAAUUAAUUUGCAGUACAGUACAGUUGAAGGGUUCCACCAAAUGCAUAAAUUGCAGUCGGUGAGAGCGGUUGAUUUGUUUCCAUUUGUGUGUGCUUUGGAAUUGGAUUCUCAGUACGUGGCAUGCACUGUGAAGGUUCUCAUUCUUUAAAAUGUGGCCCAUGCCUUUCCAAUCACGUGGUUGAUAGUUGUCCUAUCAUAAAGAGCCGUGUUUGGACAGUUUUUAGCAGUUUAUUUUAGCAGCUAGAGUAGGACUUUCUGAACAAAACCCCUGGAGUGUGUGUGUUUGUUUGCAGAGCUUUACAGUUGACAAAAUUGAAGACAAAUCUCCCCGAGGAAAAGACCCUACUUACCACUUUGCUACCAUUUCCAUAAGUGUCUAGAUCUUGAGAAAUAGGUUAAUUUGUUGUCACCUGACUAGUGACUAACAAAUUUUGGGCGCUGUUGCUGGGGAGAUUUGUUCUCUUCUGUUCUCUCUACUUGUUAAGUAGCUGAAAUUUGAAGUUUUAUGUUCCCUACCUUGUUUGCUUGAAACUGUUCCCUUCUAAAAGUUAAGUUUUUUUACUGACAUUUGUUUAAGUUUGAUGUGUUGUCUGUUGAUUGAUGCAUUUGAGAAGUGAGUUUGACACAGCUAAGCUAAGUGUUAAUGAAAAUAAUGAAGCUCAGGUAAGUGC